UGGCAUAGCACAAAAGAUAUUCUGUCCCAGGUGGAUAUAUGUGAGAUUGAAAUGCUGUGGGAGAUUUCUGAGCAGUUUUCAUAUCCUCCCAAGUCUUAUUCUCAGCGGACUGUAGGAUAGAAGCCGCAUCCUUCAUCAACUCCUUUUCAGCAGCCAACAUGGAAGAUAUGAAACUGGAUAUUCCCCGUCCCAGAUGAUGGUAUGAGGAGUUCUGCUGUUUCAGGAUCUUGUCGGCUUCUGCAAUGUCAUCGUUGAGUAACUUCAACAAUGCCUGUUCAACCUGCAAUAGAUGCCGAUCUUCUUCCUCGGCAACCAUUGGGGCCGUAGCCUUAGUCGCACCUCUGAACCACCGGCUCAUGUUGUACUUGGUAUGGCACGUGUGUUGAUUCCUUGGGAGAUAUAUUUCCGUAGUCCACCCGGAUCAGACGGGAACAAUACUCAUGGAUUUGGGACAAUUCAGCCUUUCUAGCUGCACCUUGGUCAUAAGAUACAAUAAGAUUACAAGCAGAAGUUUGAAACGGCAGCCUCCGCGGUCGAGGAAGAUGUUGAGGAAGGAAAUAUUUGAACAGUCAGCAACGCGAUAGAGCGGCGGCGGCACACUAAACGAGUCAAAAGAGGUGGGAUGAAUUUGCGUCCGGAGGAAUACAGUAUCAAAAGAAGACCGAUUUCCCCAGAAAAGCAGAACUUCACAAGAAGUAACAGUAAAAGCUAGAUCAAAUUUCCACUCAGCAAAAGAUCCCCACGCCGCCAUCGAACAGGCCCCGACGGCGACUUAGAUCCAUUUUGGUCGCGGCCUAGUGGGGUUUCUUGCUGACUCGUUCGGUUGCAGCAUCUCAAGCUCGCUCGCAUUCGUUUUCAAGCCGAGCUCUUGACAUACAAAUCAGCCUCAAACACCACAAGCGCAUCACCUUACGAAACCUUCCAAAAUCCAUAUCCACAACUUUCAGCAGUCAUCUGUACACAUACCGUGCCCUCGUCAUACGCGUAAUCGAUAUGUCGGCUGCACCAGCAUCAGGCGCUGCGCCGGCCAGCAAGGCUGUUGCCACAGACAAGAGCGACGAGUCAGUAAAGGAUAACAAGCCUACUGCUGCGCUGGAGGAGGAUGAUGAGUUCGAGGAUUUCCCAGUUGAGAAUUGGACACAAGAAGAGACCGAGGUACCGGGCGACAACACACAUCUGUGGGAGGAGAGCUGGGAUGACGAUGAUACGAGCGAGGACUUCUCUGCGCAAUUGAAGGAGGAGCUUAAGAAGGUUGAGGCGACCAAGAAGCGUUGACGAGAUUCGAUCAUGGGUACGGAUAUAAUGGCUAGAUGGAGUUUGGGGCUUUACUAGAGACCACCAUAAAAGGGUAGCAUACAAAUGGCAUCACUG
Messenger RNA from Cadophora gregata, 1371 nucleotides. It is a transcript of the gene SEM1, whose product is annotated as 26S proteasome complex subunit. Gene Ontology annotation, cellular component: proteasome regulatory particle, lid subcomplex; proteasome complex. Gene Ontology annotation, biological process: proteasome assembly; mRNA export from nucleus; double-strand break repair via homologous recombination. Bases 994 to 1275 code for a protein of 93 amino acids. NCBI's taxonomy places the organism in Eukaryota, Fungi, Ascomycota, Leotiomycetes, Helotiales, Ploettnerulaceae. The transcript has 3 exons. The record is from RefSeq and is a predicted model, not a curated record.